This is a messenger RNA of Seminavis robusta, 387 nucleotides long. The record is from the annotation of a GenBank genome assembly. Lineage: Eukaryota; Bacillariophyta; Bacillariophyceae; Naviculales; Naviculaceae.
AUGAAAGGAGUAGGCACCCCUGAGUACUACAGUGGAGGAGACUUGACCUUCAACCCUGAGACAGGACUCUGGGAGUUCUCUGCCAAGACCUACAUUGAGAAUUUGAUCCCCAAGCUUGAAGCACUCUACAAGAUCACACUGAAGAACUAUGGAUCUCCCAUGGAACCAGAAGAUCACCUCGAGUUGGAUGAGUCCCCCUACCUAGACAGCACCAGAGUUACCCUUUACCAGAUGUUGGUUGGUUGUGGCCAGUGGGCAGUUACACUGGGGAGAAUUGACAUCCAGUACACUGUCAAUACCAUGGCUAGUUCUCUGAAGGAAAUGAUUGGACCGGAUUGUACCCUGACUCCAUGGAGCCCAUUGACCCAGAUGCCCCUGAGUCCCUAG